Wyeomyia smithii (pitcher-plant mosquito) is the source of this 4696-nucleotide messenger RNA. RefSeq lists its product as uncharacterized. The record is from RefSeq and is a predicted model, not a curated record. Gene Ontology annotation, biological process: regulation of RNA splicing. Lineage: Eukaryota; Metazoa; Arthropoda; Insecta; Diptera; Culicidae. Gene Ontology annotation, molecular function: RNA binding. Bases 305 to 4537 code for a protein of 1410 amino acids. The transcript has 3 exons. Gene Ontology annotation, cellular component: ribonucleoprotein complex; nucleoplasm.
AGAAGAAAACGUCAAAACGAAAAAAUUGCAGCGACUGAUAUCGAGAAAAGCUGGUGAAUUUCAUCGUGAUGGAGAAAAAAACUAUUUAAAUGAUUUGAAAAGCUAUUGCUUUGGCGAAAAGAGUCGAAUUACAGAAAAGCUAUUAUUGUUGUGUAAUAUAAAGAGGAUAUUGUUGGCGGCUGAACCUGAAGGAGGUGAAGGACGUGUCGUUGGCGGUUGUAACCAUCGCCAUUAAGGUUACUUUCAAUUGACGGAAAAAUCUCCAUUGAUUUCAAAGGCAACGUAGCCGUUGCCGUUAGUCAAGAUGAGCGUUAUAAUACGUUUGCAGAAUUUACCAUGGUCAGCGAAUGCACUAGAUGUGCGUAACUUUUUCAAAGGCUUGUCGAUCCCAGAUGGCGGAGUUCACAUCGUUGGAGGCGAAAUGGGUGAUGCGUUUAUUGCAUUCAGCACGGAUGAAGAUGCUCGUCAGGCAAUGAUGCUGAAUGGAGGUAAGAUAAAAGAGGUCCAAAUUACGCUGCUAUUGUCGUCUCGUGCUGAAAUGCAAAAAGUGAUUGAAGAGGCACGCCGAACAACAAUGUCAUUUAUGCAGCUAUCGGCGCAGAGCGCUGCGUCACCAGUAGCAACAGCGGCGGCCCCUGUUGUGCCAAAGGCUGCGACUGUUGCGGUCACGAAGGCAAUAGCUCAGCAGCCGCAGCCACCGGUUAUUAGUCUGUCUGGGUUUCUAGCACAAAAUUUAAGCCAGCAAAAGUCUCAGGUUAUACAGACACAGUCGCUCUAUUCAGAAAUUCCUGGUUUGGGUUUUCUGACGUCAAGUGGAAUGUUUCAACCGAAUGCUCCUGCGGCUGGUUUGUUCUCAGCUUUAAGUGCACAGUCAUAUAAUGGGCCAGUCGCUUCAAAUUCUGCUUUUGCUCAAUUAUCUGAGCAGUUGAAAAAAGCCGCUGAAGCAGAGAAGGACAUUGCUGCAAAGAGCAUCAUCAGUGGAGGUAGUGCAACGAAUCUGGGAAAUGCUUUGAGUUCGAAAAAGGAAUCGAGCGAUAAGAGCAGCCGCCGAAGCAGAUCGUCAUCACGAGAACGUGAUAGACGUCGUUCCUCUAGAGAUCGUUCUCGAUCCAGGAGUCGUGAUCGGGAACGGAGUAGACGCAGAAGUGGAAGAGAUCGCAGUCGUAGCAGAAGUCGUGAACGACGUAGUCGAAGUCGCAGUCGUGAUCGUCGCGACAGGCGACGUCGAUCACGCUCACGAGACAGAGAAGAUACUCGUUCCAGGGAACGUAGUCGAGAAAGGGAUUCAAAAGCGGAGAAGUUCAGUAGAAAGAGGGCUUCUCGUUUUAGUGAUAAAAAAGAUUCAAGUCCACCUGCGGCAGUGAUUACGACUACUUCACCCGAGAUAGAAUCUAAGUCGUUCAUCAGUCCAUGGGAUACGUCAAUACAGCAAAAUUUGAUGAAUCGAUCUGGUAAUGGUGUAACAACUAUUCAAUCGUCAGUUCCCACUAGUUCGUCUCCACCAAUGCCAGGUAUGGCAAGCUCUAACCAUACCUUCGGUACUCGGAUUGAUCAACCGAUGCAAAUUCCAUUAAGUAAUUUAAAAUCAAGCUUUCAGUCAAACUUGUACCCUGCAGUAAACUAUGGAAAUUUCCAAGCAUCGAAACCAAUAAGUCGGGAACAUUUAACCAAGCUUCAGGAGCUACAUUCAAGGAGGGAUCCAAGGGUGGCUCUACUAAAUCACAACCCUCAGAAAUCUGUGGCAGGACCAUUUGUCGAUAGAGGACACCAGACUGGCACCAAACUGGACAGUUUUUCAAUGCCGAGUAAUAGUAGCAUUAAUGUUGGCCCAUCUAGAUCUGAUAGUAGUGACAGGUUUACUCGAAACGAUGCCGGAUAUGAUAAACGUAAGACUGAUCAGGAUGACUCCGAAAACGAUGAAAUGGGCGGUCAGUCGGUGAAAAUAUACAACAUGGAAAACAGCACAGGAUACGGAGAAAUUCGCAGAUUUUUUUAUGGGCAAUCUAUUUCGAGUAACGGAAUUAAAAUGAUUAACGAUCGCAAUGGAAAAAGAACUGGUGUAGCCUAUGUAAGAUUUUUGCGUAGGGAUGGCAAAAGGUAUGCUCUAUCACGAGAUGGAAUGCUGUUAAGGAGGGCAGAGGUGAAAAUUGCACCAAUCACUGAUAAGGAGUUUGAAGACGCUAUCGAUUCGUAUCGUCCAAGUUAUGAGGACUCCAAAAACAACUGGGUUGAUAUCACCGAUGAAACCAGAGAUAGUAGAAAUAAGGAUGACAUAAUCGAAAUAAAAGAUGAUGUCAGUACAAAUAAAUCAGGAAAUAAAUCUGGAUCACUAGUUGUUUGGAAUUUGCCCAAUUUGACAACUGAGUUGGAUCUGAUGCGAAUGUUUUCGGAUUUUACUAUAGUUGAGGUCCUAAUUAUUAAGAAUUACAAAAACCCAAAGCAGUUGGACGGUUAUGUAAAGUUUCAUCAAAUAGACGACGCUCGUCGGGCUUGCGAAUGUACUCACAGGCAUUACAUAAGAAAUAAGCGAGUAUACAUGAAGCAAUGCAGUGAUAUUGAGUACGAUGCAGCGAAAAAUGAGUACGAAGCUCCCCUUAAUGAAGAUGACGACGAUGAGGAUGAUGUAGUUGUUCAACCGUCAGUUGAUGCUUCACAGGAUAUAGAUGAUUCUGUACAGAUGAUUGAUGAUUCAAAAGAUUCCAAAGAAAAUUUGAGUCGCAAUGCGCAAACGGAACGAGAGAACACAAACGAAGGUGGAAACACGUAUUCACAAAACUUGAUGAAUAAUGUUCUUUCGCUGAAUAAUCGAAAAGAAUCCUACAGUUAUUCUACUGUAGAUCAAAAGCAAAGCAGUUCGAUUGAUCAGCCUAAUGAUAAGUACACGAUUCGGGAUCCUAGAAACUUUUUCUCUCAGAUACAUAACCCAUCUAUGCAACAGUGCCAACCAGAUUCUGUACAACAGCAAUGGCAGCAACAAUCACAGCAAUUUCAGUCGAUGCCUCCUUCAUCGAUGAAUUUUGGAGGAUUUGGCGGUGAUUUCAGUCGCGAUCCACGGCGUCGUCCAGAUUUUGGGAACCAACGCAACAUUGAUAAUCAAAAUCAAACGGUACAGGCGGCGGAUAACAAUUUCAGAGAAGGAAUCAACUUUAGUUCCAGCCAGCCACAAUCUCGUUUCGACCCAACGGGUACUUCUAAUAAGUUCGAGCACAUGGAUGUAACUCACAAUAGUUCCAUACAGCAACAGUUUAUGGGGUCAAAUGUACAAAACAACGAAAAAACUACAUUCAUUAUGAUCAGCAAUCUGGAGUAUACCAUGCAGGAAUCGGCAGUUAUGAGCUUCUUUGAUCGGGAAGGUUUUAAUCCUAAGUAUGUGCAAAUGAUUCGUACUCCAUACGGGCGGUCAACUGGUGAAUGUGUGGUAGAAUUUGAAUCGGAACAGGAAGCCGAUGCAGCUAUGGUGAAAAAUGGGGCUCAAAUCGGUAAACGAAGAGGUUUUGUCAAACAUUUAGAUCCUCAACAAGUUUCGGCCGUAAUGCAACGGAUUAAUCGUAAUCAGAGAGUCAAUCCUCCACACAGCAGUGGUAGCAACUUUGAAAGAGGCAAUAAUGAUAGUUCUGGGGGAAACAACUUUGGUAGAGGAAAUGGUUUUGGAAAUGACGAUACAGGUGGGAACGAAGGAGACGGUUUUGCGAACGAUAACUGGGACGAAAAUAAUUACGGAAAUUCUGGAAGUUUGUCUGGGGUUAACAGUUUCGACAAUAGAGAAGUUAACUUUGGUAACAAUGACCUCGACAACAAAGAUGCUAGUGGUGCACAAGAAAGAGGAUCAAAUAUUUCCGAUUACAGUACUGAAUUCGAUGGACCAUUGAAUGAUAACAAUCAGCCACUUAGACAGAAUGAUAACAAAACAAAUGGUAUCCGAGGUGGUGUCGGUAAUUCUUCCUGCAAUAGUAAACUGUUUUAUGAAGAUGGUGAGGAAGAAAAAGAUGAUUCCUUAAAACAACCAAGUAGACAAAAUACCGAGCAAACACAGUCAGGAAUUUUCGAUCAGAAUGAACAACAAAUGGGUAGAUCUGACGAAUCUGAUUCAGUUCAUGACCGGGAAACUGAAAAAAGUAACUCGAGAGAACAAAUCGAGCCUAAGGAACAAUCGCUUGAUGAAUUGUCUCGGUCCGCUGAACGACCACUUCCAGCUUCCACCGAAUCAAACUCCGAAUUUUCAGAGGAUCCCCCUCUAGACGAUAAUACUCCUAAGUCAUCAGCCAAUUUUAGAAUGCCAAUGGAUGGAAACAUACUUGGUCUCAGUAAUCUACCAUUUAGGGCUGCCAAUGAGGAUAUUGUCCAAUAUUUCGAGGAGUACGGUAUUGCGCUGGAAGAUGUCAGGCGAAAAUAUCUGCGAGAUGGCCGUGCCACUGGUGAUGCUAUGGUACGCUUCCAGAGUGCGGCGGACGCUCAACGUGCACUAGAGUCGCACCGAAAUCGACGCAUUGGAGGUCGUAUUGUGCGAAUGAGGAUAUUGAGCGAUUGUCUCCAGUAAUCAUUUUCGGGUGUGUUUGAUUAGAUGUAAUAUUCUAGUUUAGCUUUACUCUUAGUUUUUUUAUAAUACGUAUUAUUAAAACAUUCAACUUUUUGAUUUGAAUUUGUACAUAUUUCAUACAAGUAACAAUACAAACGUCUACAAAAUAAUAAAAUUGAA